GUUGCCCACCCUCCCAGAAUGUGACGUGCUGUGUCUUUCGUGUGCUCCUCAAGCCGCCCACCAGCCGCGCAACGUGGCACGGCGACCGUUGAGCGCGUGACGGCGCGCCAUGCUGCCGCGGGCCCUUACUGCCGUCCAGCAUCCCCAUCCCCCUCUCCUGCCUCGCGCCCUCGCCGCGUUCCAAAGAACCGCGUGGGGCGUCACAGCGCUCGCUCCCUGCCGCGCGCUUGAGAGUCUGGGAGCCGUGAGUCCGUGCGAUCCCCUCACGCCGUCCGCACACCGGGGCUCACCCACGUGCCGUCACGCCCAUCUCGCCCCCCGUCUCCUCGUCCUCCCUCCUGCUUUCGCCGGCACCUCCCCCCCGUCGCUCCCGCGCCCAUCGCACAGCCCGCCGCGCGCUUGCUCCACGCCCCGCCCCGUGCGCAGCGAGGUCGCUCCGUGGCUCUCCCCGUGCCCGCAACCCCGCGCCCAUCCCAACCGCUGCGUGUACGCCGCCCACCCGCCGUGCAUGCUCGGCUGCCCGUCGCCGCCUCUUCCGCCCCACUCCCGUGCCGCAGGCACGAGGGAUCGACGGCUGGGACUCAUCGCUGACAGUGAGAGCAGGAUUCGUAGCAUCAGGAGCAUUAGUGGCCACAGCAGUCACAGUGACGGUGGAAAGGGGAGUGUAGUCCGUGGCGGGGAGAGAAAGGGGCGAUUGACAGGCGAAAGCGGCGAUGGUAACCACGUUGAGCGAGGCGGUUGGCGAGAGCGGCGCGUGAUGGAGGCGUAUCUGCGGCGGUUCAUUGACUACGAGAAGCACGGCGUGCCGCAUGGCGCUGCCGCUGCUGGUGCUGACGGUGCGGGCCACGCAGCAACGGACAACCGCGAGGGUGGCGCCACCACGGGCGAGCAGCGAGCAGCAAGCGGGUGUGGAAGGGGCGGGGAGGAGGGUGCAGGGCAGCACGCCGGGGGGCUGGGCGGUGGAGUGGGUGUGCGGCAGGGCGUGGGGAGGGGGGGAGGUGCGGCGGCAGGCGAGCAGCAGAGGCGCGCGGUGGGGGCAGGGGAGGAGCGGUUUGACUUGCGGCGCAUGCACCGACUGAUGGCCGCCCUGGGGUCGCCCAUAGAGCAGUACAAGGUGGUGCACGUGGCGGGUACCAAGGGCAAGGGCUCCACCGUACACUUCAUCGCCAGCAUCUUGCGCGCCGCAGGCCUUGCAGUGGGCGCGUACACCAGCCCGCACGUGCUGUGCCUGAACGAGCGCGUGGUGGGGCCCUUGGGGCAGCCCGCCAGCGACGCGCAGCUGGCAGCGCUGGUGGCGCGGCAUGCGACGACAGUGGACGCGGUGUGGGAGGACGAGAAGAGCACAGGCGGGUUGCUCUCACACUUUGAGGUGCUGACAGCGCUGGCAUUCACGUUCUUUGCGGAGCAGCGAGUCGACGUGGCCGUGGUGGAGGUGGGGCUGGGCGGCGUGUGUGACGCCACGAACGUGAUUCCACCCGCUAGUCUGGCAGCGGCGGUGAUCACGCCCAUCGGGCUGGACCAUGUGGGCGCGCUCGGGGGGUCGCUGGACAGCAUAGUGCGCGCCAAGGCAGGCAUCAUCAAGACAGGGGUGCCGGUCGUCAUUGCGCCCCAGCCUCACCCUACGGCCCUCCCUCAGCUGCUCUCUCGCGCGCACCGCCUGCACUGCCCCACCGUGCUUGUCGCCGCGCCCCACACCACGGCCACCAGCAGCUGUGGCAACCCUGCUGGGGGGGUGUGGGCUGGAAGCAGCAGCACGUCUGCUGAGGGGCCUGAGGGCGAGCUAACUGAGUGGAGUGAGAGCAGGGAGGGGGCGCAGGGGCAAGUGUCACUGGCAUGCACAGAGGGGGCGGUGUCAGAGCAGCAGCGCGCGUGGCAGGCAAGGAGCGGCAUGGGAGCAGGUGUGGAGUGGCGGGAGAGGGGCAUUGUGGUGGGUGCGCGCUGCACUGCCUCCCUGGCUGACUUUACAGUGGAUAUGGCGGCGCUCACUGGGGAUGCAGGGGCGGGUAAGCUGCAUCUGAGGGACGUGCAUGUGGGCAUGGUGGGAGCGCACCAGACGGCCAACGCUGCCACGGCUGUGGCCACGGCGGUGCUGUUGCGCCACGCCAUGGGGCCCGUGGGCCGCUGCAUCUCAGACGCCGCCCUGCGCCAGGGGCUACUGUGCACGGCACUGCCGGGGCGCUUCCAGGUGCUGGAUGCGGCGCAGGUGCACGCGCUCAUGCGCACCGUGCUGGCAGCAACAGGGAUGGGGGAGAGAAAUACGCUGGGGGGGAGAAGGGAUGGGGUGGCAGGAGGAGAGGAGGGGGGAGAGAGGCAGGAUGGGGGACACGUGCAGGGAGGGGAAGCGGGAAAGGAGGCGGAGAUGGAGAGGGGAGGUGAGGGAGAGUUUGGCAGAGGGGAGGAGGAGACAGGGAGUGAGCUGUUUGUUGUUCUCGAUGGAGCGCACACGGGCGACUCAGCUACGGCGCUGGCUGCCACACUGCGCCAGGUGUUUGGGGCGGGCAGCAGCACGCCCAGCGACUGCAGCAAGCGCCCUCAACCGCGCAGGGCCCUUGAGCAUGCCACCGCGCCUGUGCAUGGGGCAGCAUGCAGUGGCAGGGGCAGGGGGCAGGGGAGUGAAGAGGGCAGGUUGAACGGAAGUGGGAUGGGAGGGGAGGAUGUGGGUGAGAGAGCGCGGUUUGUGUUUGUGGUUGCCAUGGCAGCAGACAAGCAGCACCACGAGUUCUUCUCUCGGCUCUUCUCAGGCAUCGUGCCAGCAGCAGUGCUGUGCACCGCAGUGCCCAUAGCCGCAUCAUCCCUGCGCACCAUGGCGCCCUCCGCGCUGCUCUCCAUUGCACGCCUCAACCUGCCAACCGCCCGCCCUGCUCCCGGGGAGCCCUCCAUGCCCUGCCUCGCUGCAUUGCCCGACAUCCCCACUGCACUCGCAGCUGCUCUCGGUUUCUCCCAGGGAGGGCGGUUCCUCGUGCACCAUAGAGCUCCUGAGGGGGACCCGCUUGCCCAGGGCAAGGGAGAGGGCACAAGGCACGUGGAAGGUGCCGGGGAGGCACAAGGGGAUUGGGGCACGAGGGAGCGGGCAAGGAAGCAUCCGGCGAGGGAGUGGAGGGAGAGGGUGGUGGUGUGUGUGACAGGGUCGCUGCAUGCUGUGGGUGCCACGUUGAGUAUGCUACAUACGUGAACCUGCAUUGGUAGGUUCUAAUUUUCAUUCAAGCAUCAAUGCAUGCACCAUAAUCUUCCCUGACGGACAUUCAAAUGCCACUGCUAUCCCAGACUAGUGUGUUGUGAUUCCCACUGUUCGGUUGAGAAUAGCCCUAGGUGUUAGAAUGCAAGAAUCGAACUAGAAUGGGAGAGUACAAGGUAAUAUAACCUAGAAGCUGUGCCCUCUAAGACACAAACCUAUAC
This is a messenger RNA of Closterium sp. NIES-67, 3396 nucleotides long. NCBI's taxonomy places the organism in Eukaryota, Viridiplantae, Streptophyta, Zygnematophyceae, Desmidiales, Closteriaceae. The record is from the annotation of a GenBank genome assembly.